Molecule: messenger RNA, 7773 nt
Organism: Ostrea edulis (European flat oyster)
Lineage: Eukaryota; Metazoa; Mollusca; Bivalvia; Ostreida; Ostreidae
Exons: 7
Coding region: 249-2009 (586 amino acids)
Source: RefSeq, a predicted model, not a curated record
GAGAAAGGGACGAUACUAUUUCCGGUUCAGGAACCAAACUAUUUUUCCUUCUCACUGGAGACAGUGACUGGAUGGUGUAUACAUUUUCUACAUAUUCCCGCAGAGCAAGUACGUGUAGCUGCACACCAAUACAGAAGAAUAGCCACACACCAACUGGUUCAGCAGAAUACCUUUAAGAGGAUGUUUUACUUAAAACAAAAUGAGACAAAGGCAUUUGUACACACUGUUUUAUGUAAAGUACCAUAAGGAUGGAAAGCCAUAAGAGAAGUCUCAGAAAUGGAAGGAAUUUUUCUACAGACAGCCAAUCAAAAUUCCUCUUGCAAAAUCCAAUGACAUCCUUUCAGGAAACCAUUCAGAAUUGCUAUGAAGGUGUUGUUGAGUAUAUAGAUGUUUGGAAGAAGUUUGAUGGGGCUGGCACCCAUCUUGUGGACUCCUUCUGUAACAGUUUGUGUGAAUCUGACUACCAUUUUCUGGGUCUAGAGACGAGCCAGGCCUUCAAUGUCGUUCAUGCUAGCAGCAAUGGAGUAGAUCCGUCUGGGAAAUUGAGGGAAAUUGAGAAGCUCUUAAUUGGCCUCAAAAGUCACUUGGAGUCAGUAGAAAAUGUUGAGAAAUCCAAUUCACAUUUACAGGUGCUAUGUCAGUGUGUUCUAUUGUUCCUCAGGGUGCAGUCUGAUUACCAUCAGCUGUGUUCUCAAACCAUUUCGACACUUCUCGACAAACUAGUCCAGAAAUACAAAACCACAGAUACCAAAGAUGUUCUACAACAAAUGACUGAUCUUGAACUGGUGUCAAGAGAAUCCCCGAGUCGUAGUUUUCUUAAGAAAAAGAGUCCUUCUGCUUCACCAAAACUUCCAGCCAAACAGAAUUUAAAAUCGUCAUUCUUAUCUUUGUUUGAGAGGAAGAGUGGAGAGAGUGAUGGUAACAGUGCCUUUUACGUAGAUUUAGAGAACCCAAGUUCGAAAGCUUCACAGGGGGACAUCCACGCGGUAGAUAAACCAGAAAUUCUUGUACAUAUCGGGCUUGAUCCUGUACAAGAAAAUGACAAAGCAGAUAGUGUAUCAGCGUCAUUAGAUGAUUGUAUUCUUUUGCCAGAAAUUACAAACCAAGAUAUAUUGAAAAGAAAUCCUCUUGCCUCAGAUGAAGAGCUGGACUCUGUUGUGAAUUUACUUUCAGGAAUUGCUGUACCUAACACCCAGAUGCAGACAAUUCAUGAAAAUCACCUGACUGUGCCUUCUCUUUAUUCCUCUCGAAAUUCUUCCCCUGGACUCAGUCUCUCGUCAAGGUUUUCCUCGCGCACUCCUUCACCAGGUGGAAGUGAUGAUAGCUCAAGAAUUAGUCAGAGCAAGGGACAGCGAAGGUCAGAGGGGUCUUUGGAUUUGACUGGUAUUUUACGAGGAAACACUUGGCCUCAUCGCUCAAGUCUUCCAUCAGGACAUAUAACGGGUUCCCCCGACUUUGGUGCUCACAGUGCCACCAUUCCUAGACGUUAUUCAAAGGAUGGUCACUCAGCAGGCAGACAUCUAAUGAAUAUGCAUAGCACAGGUCAUUCGUCAACCGGAUACCCAUGGGGAUAUCCUGAACCCAGAUAUAGACCCUGGGUAACAAAAAGCUUGCCAUCUUCUCAAGGUUCGGACAUUUUACACAGCAGCUGGUCUGCCUUUCAGGACUCGGAUGAUCUGUCGGAUGACUCCUCAGGAGGGGAGCCAUUCUUUGCCAUGGGGCUGGACCUUGUGAAUGCACUAGAAGCAAACCCAGGAGGAAGCAGUGAUGAUGAAACAGAGGAUCAGAAAGUUUUAGGCAAGCCUGACAAACACUCAACAAACACCUGGCCUCCUAAACAGGUAUUGUCUCAAACUGGCCAGGAAGGGCCUCCACAUCAGCACCCGCCAGAGCAAGUUCCUUUUCACCGCCCAGUGUCCAUGCAGUGGAGUGACCCUCUGGCCAAUCGUACCCCCUGGCCUGGUUUAGGCACCUCACAGAGCAUGCAUGGGUUUAGUUCCACCAAAUGAACUCGGCAAAUGUAGGACGGAAGUCAACUGGAAUGUCCGAGACAAAGCAAGAACAAAAUGUAUAAGGUGCUGCAGUGGUGCUGCAAAUACUUAAUCAUCAGUAUUAAUUCUAAAGCAGAGGGUUGAUAAGGAAUAUACAUGUUUCUGUACUUUAUGUAAUUGUACACAUAAUGCUGAUAAGGUAUUUUUUCAGCUUUAUUUCAGGGUAUUUUUUAUACAAAUUUGGUAUUAUUAUUAUUUUUACAAAAGUGACAACAAACUCAAACCAUUUUGCCAUGAAAGAGAGAAUAUGCAAACCUCUUGCCAUCUGUAAUUCACAUGUAAAUUCUUAUUCAUGGCUUUUGAUAUUGUUUAAAAUCAAUAUUGAUUUUUUUUAAACUUAUGUUUGUAAAUUUCAAGUAGAGAAAUUUUGAUAUUUUCAGCUUCGAACUUGCAUGAAAAUAAUUAGAAGUGGGAAGCUGUUCUUCUUUUAAAUCUUUGUAGUUUGUUCAUCCAUAUUUUUGUUAGCAAGAUGGUUCAUUUAAUAAUUAAUGUUGUGUAGAAAACCAUUGGUUGUGAUUAAUUGUAUUAUUUAAAAUGUGAUGGGCAUGUAGCAGUUAUGUUUUGAUUUUGUGUUAUAAAGUUACCUUUAUAUGAUACAGAUUCUUUGAUAUUUAUUCAGUAGGACCUCAUUUAUUGAAAGCACAUGUAAAAUAGACAGCUGUCAAACUCUUGAAGAUACAUGAAUAUUAUUAUUUUUAGCAUGUUAUGAUCCUGAUGUUAAGGGGCAACAUUUUCAAUAGAUUGUUUGCAGUAAUUAAGUUAUGUUAAUUACCAAGAACCAGAUAGUUCAAAAGUUUAUUGAAAGUAAGAGAACUGGUUGAUCAUUGAACAAUAAUGAAAUAUAGUGAAAUGUAGUUUGAAAUGUUUAUUUACUAAUUUUAUGAUAUAAUGAUUUUUUUAUGUGUCUUGGCAUCUUUACAUGCUCUGUAAAUAGAAGAGGCCCGGGGAUGUACUUUUUUCCCCUUUCAUUUAUCUCAAACAUAUCAAUGUAGUAGCAGAAAUGUCAAAAAGUAGUUUUAAAGUUGAUGUCUAAAAAAGUUAAUUUUCCUGCAAAAUAACCAAUUGCCAGUGGAUUAUUAUGCUAUGAAUAUGCCAUACUUUGAUAAAAACAAAGUUUGCCUGGUAGCUUUUUGUUUAGAGUGAAGAUGUGGAACAAAAUGAUAUUUGCAAUUUGUACAUGAUUAUAUAAUCUAUACCUGGAACAUCAAUAUAGUGUUUUGUUUGACACAUGUGCUCACACUUGUGUAAAGCAAAAUUUGUGAUUUAAAAAAAAAUGAAUAAGGGAAAUUCAGCCACAGAUUUAGCUCUGGCAGCCGGAUCAAAGUUUAAAUAAGCUGUCCUGAUCAAAUUUUGUUUGUUGUCUGUCUGUAGUCUGUUAUCAACUUUACAUUUUUAAAUUCUUUUUCAGAACCAAUUUCAAUCAAACAUAGCAUGUGAGGAAGAAUCAUAAUCAUUCAAACAAAGAGCAGUGUUCCCUUUCAAGGGGAGAUAAUUAAGAAAGAUUGAAAAUAUUGUGAGUUGUUUAAAGGGUCUUUUAAGGACCACUAUACCAGAAAUGCCAAAAUUGUAAAGCAUGAGUCCCAGGGCCACAAUAGGAGUCCAAAGUUAGUAUCUGAGAAAAUUCUUUUGAAGAACCACAAGGGUCUAUUAUGUCAAAUUAAUUUAAAAGCAUGUAGAUUCAAGUUUGUACACACCAUGUCCCCUGGGGCUGGGAUGGUGCCACAGGAGGGGUUCAUAAUUUAAAAGCAAAUUUAAAAAUAAUUCUCAAGCUUCACAAGGGAACAAUCUUGUAGAUCUUCUCAUAUGUAAAAUCAGUUUUGGCUAAUCCAUGACCCUUUUGGCUAUGGUGGAAUUAUAGGAGGAGUUUAAAAAGUUCCACUUAGGAAUAUGUAGAAUUUUGAAGAAAAAAAUUCUCAAAAACUACGAGGACAAUUUUAUCAGAGUGAUAUAAGCACCCAUAUAUAAUUAUACCCCACGCAACGAAGUUGCGAAGGGUGUAAUGUUUAUGACCCGUCCGUCAGUCCCUUUCUUGUCAGCGCAACUCCCAUGAGACCACUCAACAGAAUUUCUUGAAACUUUGUAGUUAAUAAGGGCACACUGUAGAUGUGCAUAUUACCAGGAAAUUCUGAUUCAAUAAUUUUUCUGGGAGUUAUGCCCCUAUUGAACUUAGAAUUUCGAGCCCAUCUGCCCUGUUCUUGUAGUAAUGCAUAGCAGUACCAUUCAUUAUGUGAGGCAUUGUCAAGCAAUGUUGGAGCAUGGGGUAUGUGAGCCUGGGGUAUAAUUUUUCAUUGGAAAAUGCCGUGGAUCAGAUGAGCAAUGUUAUCCAUAGGCCUCUUGUUAAGUUAAAAUAAGGAAAUGCAGUUAAAUUUUAAUGUCGCCUACACAAAGUACAUGCAAAGAUAUUGAUUUCUUGUGCAUGGGAACCUAAAUUUUAGGGACAAAUAUAGGCACAUGAAUAACAAUUGAAUUUUUAUUAAAAUCCAAACUUUGAAAAAGUAAAUUUUUGCACACAGAUCACCGAGUGCUACUAAUGUUAUUGGAUGGCAAUGAACAUAAUUUAGGUUAUGAAAAAUGCACUAUAAAUUCUGUGAAUUAUAUGCAGUGCACUGAGUGUAAGGGAUGACCUCGAUAGGAAAAAAAUAUACAGAAAGCGGUAACUGAUUUGCCUUUAACCUUGAAAUUAAUAUUAAAAAAAAAUCAAUUCAUAUUCCCUUUGUUGAACUGAUGUGAUCUAUGCUGGUUAAGCUCAUGAAUUUUCACAUUUGAUAUGAGUAUGAAAUGUCACUGAAUUAUUUAAUGCUGCUAAGUAAUUAUUAUUGUAUUUUACAUGCAUUUUGUUUUUUUGAUCUUUAUUCCAUUUGUCAUUGUAGGGAUAAUGUAAAAUGAUUUCCUUUACAUAUUCAUCAGUUAUCAUAGAAUAUUGAAUUAAUGGUAUGUGGUGCUCAUAUAAAUAGUCUGUCUCCAUGUUUUAUUCUGCAAAUUUACAUUCUAAGCUGUAAUAUGAUUCUAGUACAAAUACUUGGUACAUGCACACUAAUUUAAGGUGCUUCAUACAUUAUCUUAUAUUUCACAACCAUGGGUGCUUAUUCAGUUGGUUUUAUAUUAUUUAAACCAAUGAAAACUACAUGUAAUUUGUCAUGUAGAAAUCGUCAGUGAAAUGUGUUCUUUAGCUGUCAAAAGCUAGACUAAUAGAUUAUUUUAAUGAGUGAAGAUCAACAUACCUAGUUACUGUCACAGAUUUAUGUGACGAGAAAUUGGCAACUUUCAUUACAGAUGCAUGACAAUUAAAAACAGAUGCAUAACUCUUUUACUGUUUGUUUUUAACAUUCAUUGUCAAUGAAUAUUCAGUGACAAUUGUUAAUGCAUUCCUGACACAUAAAUGAAGCCGAGUUUUGGUAGGUUUUUCUUCUUGAAAACAUUUCCAUCAAAAUUUCAAGACAAUUGUUGAGAAUAUUGGUCCGACAAACAAGUGUGUCUCAAAAAAAAAUUUAAAUUGUGGACUUGAUGUUAAAUUAUUUCUGAAAAAUUGUCAGGGGCUGAUGCUCAACAGUAGUAAAUUCCUCAGGACGAUAGGAGAAGGGGGGCUGGUUUUAAUCAGACUAUAAAUUCCUCAGCUGAGCAAAACUUUCUUUUAAUUUUCAUAAUGCUCAGUGCUAACCAAUAUCAAAUCACAUAUUACGCACAACUACAUUGUACCCUAUUGAGAAUAAUUUUAUGUUCAUUUAAAUGUUAAAAAUUCCAGUUGAGGAUGAUUUUAUGCUAAUUCAAAUCUUAAUCAGUCUUAUCCACUAUUCCCCAUUUGUGGGUUAUUCGAGUCACUCAGGUGGUCAAUGGCUAUCCACUUCCUAUUAAUUAAAACUUCUUUCAAUAUUUUUAUUUAAUAUAUUGAGAGUAAAGCAUCUAUGGGGAAAGGGGAACAAAAAUUGCAAAUUUCAUAGGCACAGAAGGGCAGGGUCAUAAAUGAUGCAAUCUUUUAAAAAAUAUUUUUUUACUUUGCGACAUAGCAGACUUAUAGUGUGUUUAGUCGUGAUGAGUAAAAAGGAUUUUGCCAAAAUUGUGAACUCCAUGGCUCAAGCUGAAUUAGGUUUGGAGUAAAGCAGGAAUUUAUGACUCAAAUAGUGAAAAUGGAUUAUUUCUUUGAAAGUCCUCGGACUACUUGACAUCGGACAUUAGAGGAUAGGGUGAUAUGUUGUGACCCUGAAUAUAAUUUUGCUCUGGAGAAACAUAUUUGAAGAAUUAAAUGAAAGUAAAAUUAGAUCUUUACACACACACACACACAGAUAUAUAUACAUACACACGCACAUAUAUAUAUAUAUAUAUAUAUAUAUAUAUAUAUAUAUAUAUAUAUAUAUAAAGAGAGGGAGAGAGAAAUCAACAUCCCAUCCAUCUCUAUAGGUUUCAAAGAUACAUUCAUUACACUACUAUCUAAAUGCGGCAUGACUGAUUUGUUUCAGAAGACUCGGGUGAAUUGUUUUGGAUCAAGGCCUACUCAAACAUCGAUGAAUUGAAAAAUUACUGGAAUUUUUAUAUGAUGAUGACAGAUACUGCGUUACACAUGGUCAAGUGAUGAGGAUGGGGAAAAUUGUGCUGUCAUCUUUUCUUAUAAAUACAUUGUACGUGUAUUGUCAAAACUUUUGUGCGAAGUUCAAAAAUUGCUAUGCAUGACAGUUGGUGAUGUACUACUAAUAUUAAAGAAUUAGUUACUAAUGACUGGGAAUUUUUUUUUAUACAGUGAUAUAGCACAUAUACAGUAACAUGUAGAAUUUUCCUUGAUUACUACAAUGUUGUAUAAAUUUUUGAAUGACAAAUAUUGCUAUUAAAAAUAUGUUAAAAUCCCACAUUUAGAAAAUGAAUUGUAAUUAUGAAAGUUAAUUUUGAAAAUGUUGAAGGAAAUGUCUUUGUCUUUGCAAAUGAGCCAGCUGAUUUAUGCAAAAAAUGCUGAUUACACUUAAAAUUGCACCUCUGCCAGAGUGAUAUUCAUUGCAGGCACAAAAAUUUCAAUCAUGUAUUUUUGCUAUUUUUGAAUUAGGCACAAAAUAUUAUACAAUGGACUAUGUAAAUUAACAACACCACACAGACACAACUAUGAAAUUCUUCAGCAAAAAUGUCGGCAGUUGGCGAGACAAGUUCAAAAAGCAUUUCUGCUGAAUCUAGAUAAAGAAAUCAUUAAUUUUCAUAAAGUUUUGAAAGAUGAAUGUUUAGUAUAUUUAUCACAAUUGUUAUUCUUUGCUCAGUAAAAGCGUGACCAAAGUAAAACUGCUCUUUCCCCUCAUUACCACAACCAAAUGCAUGCAUCUGAUAUUUUUGUUAAUUGGGCAUGAAGCAAAACCAAGGGCAUUAAACAGUGAACAAAAUUUAUGUAUUUGUCACAACUUUUUACAGAAAUAAAUAUGCAUAUUGUGUUUGAUUUGUAGCUGCAGACUUGUAGCUCUCGGUGUGGGGGUAGAUAUACCAGAGAGCUAUGGUUCUACAGCUACUUAAUGUUGUAGCAAUUCUUAAAGUUACGUCGAUAAAUAAACAUAUUUUGCCUCAUAUUUACUGCUGGUGUGAAAUGUUACUAUAAUUUCUCAUUUUCUUAUUUUUGAAAAAGAAAGAUUGAAUUGGAUUUUUUUUUAAAUGUUUAUACAUGUAUAUAAUAUAUGCAGGUCAUAAGGUAGACAUUUUACUUGAGGAGAGUUAGAUAACAUGUAAUCUAUAAUAAUAAAGUUGCUGUGCAAAAUAC